UGUACGCUUCCUGUGCAAACCGGAAAUAAUUAGAGGAGCGGUCCUGGAGGUGACUCUGUGGGACUCUGUUUUCUUUCUAAAGGAAAGGACUGAGAAGGAUUUCGUGUUUGGCGUUAGAUUAGACGUGUUAUAGGGGUUUCACAGGUUAAAUGGGGUCACAUCUGGUGCGGAGCUACAUCACGGAACGGGACACGGUACCGGACCCGAAAGGCCCGUUUCAAUCCGACCCGCAGUUCGGCUUCACCGAGGAGAGGAAAGAAAGAGAGCCGGUAGCCACACAGGAGCACAUGAACUUGGCCAUGUUGCCAGUGGAGCAGCGUGAUUACUGCGCUCACUACCUGAUCAAGCUGAUGAAGUGUAAGCGAGACAACUUCCCCAACUUCCUGGCCUGUAAGCACGAGAGACAUGACUGGGAUUACUGCGAACACCAAGAUUACGUGAUGAGGAUGAAGGAGUAUGAGCGAGAGAGAAGGCUGAACCUGAGGAAGAAGAGGAUUGAAGUGCAGGCAGCAUAGUCACCCGUCUUCACCUCUCCAUCUCAACCAACUGUCAUGUUGUAGAAGGUGUCCCUCCCUCUGUAAAUAUCAAUGCUCUCCACAAUAAAAGAGCACCUUUACCCUGCUUAAA
Tachysurus vachellii is the source of this 627-nucleotide messenger RNA. RefSeq names its product NADH:ubiquinone oxidoreductase subunit B7 (gene ndufb7). The record is from RefSeq and is a predicted model, not a curated record. Lineage: Eukaryota; Metazoa; Chordata; Actinopteri; Siluriformes; Bagridae. Bases 150 to 515 code for a protein of 121 amino acids. The transcript is spliced from 3 exons. Gene Ontology annotation, cellular component: mitochondrion.